AUGCAGUUCCCGGUGACUGCCCUCGCUGUCCUGCUCUUCACCGAGGUCCUCUGCCCCCAGGUCCUGUCUCUCACAGUUGGUGCCGACACCCCUACUGCCUGCUGCUGCUUCUAUAUCUCCCGGCAGAUUCCACGCAAGUUUGUGGACGACUAUUAUGACACCGGUAGUCCGUGCUCCAAGCCAGGUGUCAUCUUCCAAACCAAGAGAGGCCAGCAGGUCUGUGCUGACCCCAGUGAGGCCUGGGUCCAGGAAUAUGUCACCGACCUGGAGCUGAACUCCUGA
This is a messenger RNA of Galeopterus variegatus (Sunda flying lemur), 282 nucleotides long. RefSeq names its product C-C motif chemokine 3-like. Gene Ontology annotation, cellular component: extracellular region. The record is from RefSeq and is a predicted model, not a curated record. Gene Ontology annotation, biological process: inflammatory response; chemokine-mediated signaling pathway; cellular response to tumor necrosis factor. The transcript has 3 exons. The coding region runs from base 1 to 282 and encodes 93 amino acids. NCBI's taxonomy places the organism in Eukaryota, Metazoa, Chordata, Mammalia, Dermoptera, Cynocephalidae. Gene Ontology annotation, molecular function: chemokine activity; CCR chemokine receptor binding.